Messenger RNA from Moneuplotes crassus, 462 nucleotides. Lineage: Eukaryota; Ciliophora; Spirotrichea; Euplotida; Euplotidae. The record is from the annotation of a GenBank genome assembly.
AUGAACAAAUUCCAACAAUUCGAUGAAAAUUUAUCAGACGAGAUAUUGGAUGAGCAUGCUUUAGUCUGAAGCGUGAAGAAAUUAGCCAACCUUGAAAAGAAUAUGUCAGAUUCACCUUUCCAUAGAUCAGUCUGAGCUAUCAUACACAGACCUUCUGGAUUUAAGUCCUUAGACUUUGCUAAAUCUUGUGAUGUUUAUGUUAAGAAAGAAAUCCCAAAGAAUAAAUCAGAAAACUACAUGACACCGGAGCACACCAAAAAGAUUAAAUCUCAACAACCUUCAGCUAAGCCUAGCUUACAGAGUGAUAUAAAAAGUCUGCUUAGGCAAGCAAUGGAUAUCAGGUACAAAUCUCAAAACUCUCCUCUUCCAGAAGAGAUUUUAGAUGAGAUCAAGAUGGAUGUGAACCUUCGUAAGAAAUUAUACAACCGAGAGGUGACAAUGAAGGAUAUUCAAAAGGCAUAG